Molecule: messenger RNA, 2933 nt
Organism: Vollenhovia emeryi
Lineage: Eukaryota; Metazoa; Arthropoda; Insecta; Hymenoptera; Formicidae
Gene: Eaat1
Product: excitatory amino acid transporter 1
Exons: 7
Coding region: 1122-2633 (503 amino acids)
Biological process (GO): L-glutamate transmembrane transport
Cellular component (GO): plasma membrane
Molecular function (GO): L-glutamate transmembrane transporter activity; glutamate:sodium symporter activity; neutral L-amino acid transmembrane transporter activity
Source: RefSeq, a predicted model, not a curated record
AUAACAUCGAAGGCGACUGUUUGCUCAUCGAUCGACGUCACGCGUCUCGUGAAUCUCAAAGAGGCUGCACCCGUGGCUGUUGCAUCGCCGCCGGAGUCCCCGAGGGCUGCCCUCCGCCGUUCUCUAUCCAGAGCAGCUCGAACGAACCUCGUGUCAUCGAAGGGUUAACAGCGGGAGCGAGAUUCGCGUCGGAAGAAAAGGAGAGGGCGAGAGGUAGAGAGAGCGAGAGAGAGUGUGCCGUUCUCUCGGACGAGGGGCGGUCACGUCGAGCGUCGCCGAAACGGGAGAAGAAUCACCCCGCGCGGCACCGGUGGCUCAUCAUACUCGAGUGGACAAACCGCCGACAAACAAUAGGGACCUGGCCGGUGGCUUCCGAUGGGGUCGUAGCCGCCGCAGCGCAGCGCGCGCGUAUUCGUAACGGCGUAUCGCAAUGAUAGGCUAGCCGGUAGCGGCAGGAAGAGAUCGUCGUAGGGGGAGAUCGCCAUAGCUAAUAGUACCACCCAAGGUGGCACAGAUUGAGAGCCCCAUCAGCACACAUCCUCUCCUGGCUAACGAGAUACCCGGCUCUCUCGUCCAUCCAGUUGGUGCGCGCCGUUACGCCGCUCGUCGCUCGUCGCCGACGACGUCGUGCGUCAGCUUCCGAUCGGCCGGGACCAAUUCCGUUCGACGUUGAUUCGAAAGAGCUUGCGACGAGUCGGAAGAGGAAGGGAGUGGAAGAGGAGGUAGAUCGGUCUUGGGGGCUUGGCCGCUGAUCGACGCCUGGAGCAUCUAAUUCUUCAUCCCCGUCAUCCGCGCGCGCCUGUCCUCGACCUCUUUUUUCCCUUCGUCCUCCGUCGCGUCUCAUCCCUCUCGGCUUAAAUCGCGCCGCGCCAGCGUCACCGCCUCGACGUGCCGUUUCACUCACGAAGAAACGGCGACGUGAGAGGGACCGAGGGAGAGAGAGAGAGAGAGGAGAGGCAAGCAAAUUCGCUCUUGGUGCCCCUCGACGUGAUCCAGCUCCGGCGAUUCUCUUCCCCAUCGGGACGCCCCGGCCGCUUCCGGCUAACUGGAAGUGAACGCUCUAUGUAAACGAUUGCCGAGCGCGGUUCUCAUUGGAACGCACAGGACGCAGGAAGCGCAUCAUGGAAGUGGCAAGCGAGCUGUCGCCGCUAUCGGGGGCGGAGAACCAGGACAGAAUCAAGGAGAGGAGCUCGUACUAUCCCCAGGAACCCAACAAGAGGCCGCAGACCGUGGGGGAGAAGAUGCGAGCGUGUCUGAGCCACAACGCGCUCACUAUUCUUACAAUGUCCGGCGUCUUCGGCGGCGUGAUACUCGGCAUAAUUCUGCGAAACACCCGAGAGAAAUGGACGCCGCGCGAGAUCAUGUAUAUCAAUUACUUCGGCGACCUGUUCCUGCGGAUGCUCAAGAGCUUGAUCCUGCCGUUGAUCAUCUCAAGCCUGGUAUCGGCCAUCGGCUCGCUCGACCUGUCGCUCAGCGGCAAAAUCGGCGCGCGUGCGAUCGGCUACUACGUGGUAACGACCAUCUCAGCCGUCAUAUUAGGUAUAAUUCUCGUCAUCACGAUCCGGCCUGGUGAGGGAAGCUCCGCCGCGGAGAGCAAAAGGCCGCCGCAAAAUGUUUCUACCGUCGACACAUUGAUGGACUUGGUCAGAAACAUGUUCCCACCGAAUCUCGUGCAAGCCUGCAUCACUCAGUAUCAAACUUAUCCCAAGCCGCCUGAAAAUGCCAGUGGCAACAUUCCCGUGGACGAGUGGGAAAUGGGGGAGAAGGAGGUCUCGGGCUCCAAUAUCCUUGGGCUCGUUGUGUUCGCGACGGUGCUGGGCAUCACCCUUGCUAAAAUGGGACAGCAAGCGAAGCCGCUGCUCAACUUCUUCGACUCGCUGUCGGGCGCUAUGAUGGUGAUUACGCGAUGGGUGAUAUGGCUGUCGCCGGUCGGCAUACUCUCCCUGGUCGCUGCGAAGAUCACGGAAAUGAAGUCGCUCGACGAGAUAGUCGGCCAGCUUGGAAUGUACUUCCUUACCGUGCUGAUCGCCUUGCUCAUACACGGCUUCCUGGUGCUGCCCGGAUUGUUCUUCCUCCUCACAAAGAAGAAUCCCUACGUCUACAUAUCGCACAUGGCAGAGGCGCUCGUCACUGCCUUCGGCACGUCAUCGAGCUCGGCGACGUUGCCGCUCGCCAUCAACUGUCUCGAACAGAAUAACGGCAUCGAUCCGCGUGUCACCAGAUUCGUCAUGCCAAUAGGCGCUACCGUAAACAUGGACGGUACCGCCCUUUACGAAGCUGUAGCUGCCAUUUUCAUUUCGCAAGUGCGCAAGGUCCCCCUUUCCUUUGGCCAGCUGGUAGCGGUGAGUAUCACGGCGACCUUUGCCAGUAUCGGCGCUGCUGGAAUACCUCAAGCAGGCUUGGUCACAAUGGUGAUGGUGUUGGAGACGGUGCGACUCCCGGCCAACGACGUCUUCUUAAUCAUCGCGGUCGAUUGGCUACUAGAUCGAUGUAGAACGACCGUGAACGUCAUCGGUGACUCCCUUGGCGCGGGGAUCGUUCAGCAUCUCAGCAGGAACGAGCUCGCGGCGCUGCCGCACAGCACGCAGCAGACGCAAAACGGAGCCGAUUGCCACGCGACCACGUCGAUAUGAGCUGGGAUGCUACGUUAGUCGUCGAGCCGCGGUCACGAAGUCGCUUCGCGAGCGGAGGAUCGACCAUCCACGGCAUGGCAAACAUAUCGGCACUUAUCGCGCGACUUAUCGUUGGAAUAUUGCCGUAAUUUCUUGAGCUUGCAAGACUCGGAGUCGAAUCCGAGGAUUUAAAAAAAUAUAUAUAUAUACAUAAGCGAGUAAAUGAAUUAAAGUUUAAGGAUUAGGAUUAAGAGAAUAUGAAUAAAUUUCUGGACGACAACAUGAUAUUACUCGUUACAGCCGUGUCAUGUCUGAGAUUUC